AUGGAAGAGGAGACCAAUAUGGCAACAUGGAAUGGUUUGCCUGUUGAGCUCAAGGGCCUCAUUCUUGAGCACCUUGCCCAUGGAGCUGUCGCCGAAAGACGCUCAAAAACAUCAAAGUCAAAGAGCAAGCGUCAUGACAUGGGCAGCUAUGCUGUCGUGUGUCAACAGUGGCAGAGAUUCAUAGAAAAGAUCAACUUCAGCACUCUCGAGAUCAGUUCUGCCAAGGAUCUCUCUCGCUUUGAUGAGAUUCUUCAAGACCCCAUCCGUCGCUCUUAUCUGCGCCGCAUCUCACUCCGCAUUGAGCUGGCUAAGUAUGCCAACAAGCUGGCCAAGGUUCCCGAGACAGACCAUGAGCAGAACGAAAAUGAGAUUGCAUUCACUCAAGGAAUCUGGAACCUUUUCGACAUCCUCAGCAAGUGGACGCCUUCAGGCCAGAGUAUGGAGUUGGAGCUCAGCGCCGCUUCGCCCAGCGAUAAGAACAAGUACUUUGGGGAGCUGGGCUUGGAUCAGGACGGCAACUCACGCUUCUUCGACCACGACCUCGACUUUUGCUUCAUCACUGCUGCCUGUGAGCAGGUCGGACGACACGGUCUCCCCGAGGUCUCGGUCAUCAAUAGCUGCCAGAUUCUGCGCCGCAACCACCGCAACAUCUCAUCUCGAGCCUUGCUCAGCAUUAUCUCGAGUCUGCCCAAGCUCGAGGAAGUCCGAUUCGAGCCCUGGCAUCAAGUUGACUUGGAAGCACAGUUGGAAGUCGACUCCGACUAUGCCCGUACCUUCCCUUUCUGGCCUUCCCACAUCAAGCGAAUCAGCAUCUUUGAGCAUUUCGAUGCUUUCAACAAUGGCCCGGAAGCCGAAUGGGAGGAUGCGGAGUCUGUCGACGACAAUGAUGCGGAUCCAACCGGCGGUGAUAUCGCUCUUCCCAUUCCUACCGACAGUGCGGAAGAAGCGGGAGAUGUUGCUCGAACCUCAUGCCCCAGUCUUGGUCACAAUUUGGGCUUCCUCAGCCUGCAAGCCGAGGAAAUGGCCGUCUCGAACGUCUCUGACGCGACUGCUUUCUUUCAAGGUCUCCUCGCACGCAAGCCCGUCUGGAACAACCUCCGCCGACUUGCGCUUACCUCUCAUACCAUGAUUGAUGGUAUCGACCACGAGACCGUCAACGGUAUCCUUCGUUCGAUCGCCAGCGCCGCAAAGCACAUGCCAGCAUUGCAGAUGCUGGAAAUUUACAAGACCGACCAGUUUGGAGGCGCCGUCUUCCGCUACUCCGUCGAGAUAUUGUCGACGACGGCAUCGUGGGAGAGCACCUGGGACUUUCAGAUCGGAGCCGAUGUGAAGGCUGCGUGGGCUGAAGUGGCUAAGAAGAACACUCCCCACAACAUCACCUUCCUUCCUGAGAUUCGCCAGAGCGACUACCGAGGACCCUACGUAUUCUUGGACGAGAACCUGAAGACGAAGGAUCUCAUCAUCCACCCGGCGUCGUUGGAGGAUAUGCUGUCGAAGAAGUUGGAUAAGUGCUUGGCCUGCAAUGGGUACUGCGCCGAUCCUAAGAGCGAGGAACAGAUGGGUGAAAUCAACAAUGCUUGA
This is a messenger RNA of Colletotrichum godetiae, 1581 nucleotides long. RefSeq lists its product as uncharacterized. NCBI's taxonomy places the organism in Eukaryota, Fungi, Ascomycota, Sordariomycetes, Glomerellales, Glomerellaceae. The record is from RefSeq and is a predicted model, not a curated record. The coding region runs from base 1 to 1581 and encodes 526 amino acids. The transcript is spliced from 2 exons.